This is a messenger RNA of Cololabis saira (Pacific saury), 2163 nucleotides long. RefSeq names its product galectin-3-binding protein A-like. Gene Ontology annotation, molecular function: protein binding. NCBI's taxonomy places the organism in Eukaryota, Metazoa, Chordata, Actinopteri, Beloniformes, Belonidae. The record is from RefSeq and is a predicted model, not a curated record. The coding region runs from base 24 to 1844 and encodes 606 amino acids. The transcript has 5 exons. Gene Ontology annotation, cellular component: membrane.
CGCUAAUACACUGGCUGUUGGAAAUGUUUGCUGAUCGGCAGCUAUGGACUUUCUUGCUGCUUCUUCUUCUGUCUUUUUCUGGGACGGCAUACAGAUUCGACAUGCUGAAACAGAACUCUGAACCUCGGGACGGUGAUGUGAGGCUAUCUGGCUCUAGGAGCAAUUCAGAGGGCCGUGUUGAAGUUUUCCAUGAUGGAAAAUGGGGAACGGUGUGUGACGACGAGUGGAAUGUUGCUCAUGCCCAGGUGGUUUGUCGUCAGCUCAACUUUCCUGGAGCCAAAUCCGUUGUUUUAGGAGGGGACUACGGAAAAGCUCCUGGACCUAUUUGGCUAGAUGAUGUCAAAUGCAAAGGCACUGAAAACCAUCUAGUGUCCUGUGAAUACCAAGGCUGGGGUGUAACUGACUGCACACACAAGGAAGAUGUUGGAGUUAUCUGUGAAACAGGAAGUAACAACUUGACCAGGAGUGAUUCUCCUCAAUCACUGGACCACAGAAUCAGCCUGUCAGAUGACCUCGGUCGAAUCUUUGACAGUGGGACUGGCUGUGACUUUGUGAUGGUUCUCCAGAGUCCUACUGGAACCAGUCAGGACGAUGGCACCCCGGAGAAGGUUGAGACAACAAUCUGUGCACACAAAAUUAUCCUCUCCCUGUUCCCACUCUUCAGAUCUUCAGAGGGGCUGACUAACAUCACAGUUGACAUCGGUAGCCAUUGUCAACCACAUUUCUCCUCCUUCAUCAGGUACCUUUACACCCGUAAGAUUGAUGUUACCUCUUCCAAUGCGCUGUGCCUCCAUCAACUGGCCUCCAAGUUUGAAGUAAAGCAGCUGAUGGAGGACAUAGGACGCCUUUUCUCUGUGAUCCUCCCAGAUGACACCUCCUUCUACACCCAGGUGUCUCUUUACCAAUAUGCAGUUGAGACCAAUGACUUAAUCCUUGAAGAAAACUGCAUCCAGUACCUGGCUUGGAACUACCAAAACCUGAGCAGCUCUGCACUCUGGACUGAUCUCUCGGUGGAGUUACUUGAGAGCCUUCUAAGGCGCUCAGAUUUGGUGGUACCGGAUGAGUAUUUUGUUUUUCAGAGUCUAGAAACAUGGAUGACAGAGAAGGCCAACCUUACCAGUCUGAAAACCAUGGGUAACCUGUUGAAUUACAUCCGUUUCCCCAUGAUCCCUGCUGAGAAGCUGUGUGAGCUGGAGUCCAGCUCUCCCCUCUUCAAAUCUGAUAAGAAUGCAUAUCUCAACCAUGUCUUGAAAGCACUUAAAUUCAAUAUCCUGCUCUUUAGUAAUCUAACCAACCCAAAAAGUGGCAGAGAAUCUGAUGAGUACAAACCCAGGAUCUACAUUGCUGAGCCGUGGAGCACCGUUAUUGACAUGUCGCGCACAACAUCACGCAGCUCAUCAUCACAACAGAGACAAAUGAGAUACAAUGGCAACAGACAGGCGUAUUAUAAUAAUGGUUAUAAUUAUGGUUAUUAUCCUACUACUGCCCCUGACACUACACACAGGUUUAAAACACCUCUCCAUUACAGCCUGAUGUUUCAAGGCAGCACAACAUCCUGGGAGGCAAAUGUGUUCAAAAGCCAGACUGAUUGUUCAAGGAAAGGUCUGAGGUGCGAGUCGUUUCCUGUGACUAGUUUGGAUCGCCUAAACUCCUUCUCCCAACCAAGCAAUGUCCUGUUUCGUAACCGCCUCCUGGUGAUGUGCCAAAACAAGUAUGUCUGUCAGGUUCAGGGUUUCAAAGGCAACCUGGCUUACGUUUCUACCAAUGACACCCAGGCUCUUUCCUGUCCCUGUCCUGAUGACCAGUACACCUACAUGUUUGUAGUGAGACCAGAAUAUAUGUGAUUGAGUACUGGGGGCAGGUAAAUACUGUAACAAUCAGGAGCAAAUGGGUCACCUUUUUUUUCAUUAUCAUGAAUAAGUAGAUUGCAUUGAUUUUUUUUUCUAAAUCAUGUUAUAGUGUCAAAUAUGAAAUUUAUGUAUCAAUCAGUAGAAUACUUUUUUCAUUUAUGGCAAAUUAAUUAAGUGAUUUCCAGAUCAUUUUCUGUGUCUGUUGCCAAUUAAGAUUUAUUCUAGUAAAACUCAGUGAACUAGAGGUUUUACUGCAUGUACUGUAUAACAACGUAUGAACAAUAAAAUUUCAGUUCCUCCUGUUUCAAGAAAA